AUGGCUGACAUUAUUGACACGCGAAGGCUAUGGAGAAUGAUGCAACUCGACGUGAACAACAUCAACGUGCAAGAUCUGAUGGUCAGGUAUAUCGGCCAAUCAAUCCAAAGAACGACAACCAUGAAAGACAUGCUGGAAAUCAGGAACUAUGAUCGAUUAGGGCAAGAGGCCCGCCACCUUGAAACCUCAGCCUCCGCAUUGGGACUCGUGGAAAUCGGUCCCAUUUGCGAAUACAUAAUCACUCAGUGCGAGCUUAGCCCCACGAUCCAUCGGCACAGGGAUAUCGAAGACAGAAUUCGCUUGCUCGAGGGAGCGAAUAGACGAGCUCAGACCUGGGUGCUCACUUACUUGAGUCAUCGCUGA
This is a messenger RNA of Puccinia graminis f. sp. tritici CRL 75-36-700-3, 363 nucleotides long. RefSeq lists its product as uncharacterized. The record is from RefSeq and is a predicted model, not a curated record. Gene Ontology annotation, biological process: phosphorelay signal transduction system. The transcript is spliced from 4 exons. NCBI's taxonomy places the organism in Eukaryota, Fungi, Basidiomycota, Pucciniomycetes, Pucciniales, Pucciniaceae. The coding region runs from base 1 to 363 and encodes 120 amino acids.